Coffea arabica (coffee) is the source of this 725-nucleotide messenger RNA. The record is from RefSeq and is a predicted model, not a curated record. Lineage: Eukaryota; Viridiplantae; Streptophyta; Magnoliopsida; Gentianales; Rubiaceae.
AUGUGGCACGAUGUGAUUGGUCUGAACUUUUUCCCUGCGCCUUUCCUUCCAUUUGUUGACGUGGUGGCCCGGUUCCUGGUCAAACAGUCAGGCGGUUGUUUCGUAAUGUCUUGUCUUCUUCUCUUUGUUGGGCUCGGAGCAACGCUACCCAUCUCAGUUCCAGACGUCCUCACUGGGAGAUUGGUGGCAAGUUUGGUCGUCUUCACUUCACAUUCAAUUUUGCUCUUCUAUUCCUCUUCGUUUCUUGCUUCUUCCUUUGUUGUCAGAGAGCAGGAUGCAUACUCUCCGUCAAGACCAUUCAUCCAAGUAUUGAACAAGACUAUUGACAACUACUUUGCUGAGACCGAGCAGCUUGCAUUUAACCCUGCCUUUGUUGUACCUGGAAUAUAUUAUUCAGAUGACAAGCUGCUCCAGACUCGCAUAUUCGCAUAUGGUGAUACCCAGCGUCACCGUCUUGGCCCGAACUAUAUGCAGCUUCCAGUAAAUGCUCCCAAGUGUGCUCAUCACAACAAUCACUAUGAUGAUUUCAUGAACUUCAUGCACCGGGAUGAAGAGUUCGGUUAUUUCCCUUCAAGGUUCAAUCCUAUUCGUCAUGCUGCGAGGCAUCCCUUCCCCUCUGCUGUCCUGAGAGGAAAGCGUGACAGGGUGAGUUUCUACGAGUAGAUUUGCUUACUUUCAGGCUCUUGCUGUUGUUUGAAUCUAGAUAAAGGAACUAUGGAAAAAAA